CGGUCAAGACGCGGAGCUCCGCUGAAAAAUAAAACAAAAUACAGAAGGAGAGAGCGAAGGGGAAGAAACUACAAAAUCGCAGCCCCAAUCGCGUUUCGUGGAAAAGAAAAAAGUUGGCUCAAAAUAAUUGCAAAAGGCUCAGCCGAUUAACCCAAAAAAAAAACGAAAAAAGUGUUUAGAAAUGCCAGUUAAACAAAUACGCCAAUUAUGGGCAAUCUAAGGCGAAAGAAGGAAAGAGACAGGGCAACUCUGCCUCUUCCGUGUUGUUGUGUGUAAUGUGUAAAACGAUUUUCCUCCUCCAACAAUCUUUUUUUUUUGGCAAUAUGCAUGGGGCAUGUAGAUACAGCCGAGAACAGGCGAAAUAGAGCCACAGAGAAGGGCUCUUCAUUAAAUUGGUUACAGACAAAAAAAAGCAAAAACAGAAACAAUAACAGAUGAGGGUAACUUUUUGAGGCGAAACACCAAGGAAAUAAUAACCUUGAAGGCUUCUGGCCAAGGCUCUCAACUUGCUGUUCGAGGGCUCGCGUACAACAUGGCGUAUGCUUAAUAAAACCAAAAUAAUAUACGCCAGCCAAUAUGAAAAUAUGUGCAACAAAGUGUGCGUGCGCGUGUGUGGGUGCCAAAUAAAAUAUUAAGCAAAUAAAUAAGCGAUUCGAUUCGAUUCGACUCGACUCGACUCCACUCUACGCGAUUCCCGAUGACGCAUUCGAGAAGAGUAGGGCAGAAGGUUAAAUUACACAAAACGUCAAAUUCGCCACGUACGACUGUCGUUUCGGAGUCGCCAGUCCGAAAUUCGGUUUCGGAAUCCUCGGUUGGGAUACGGAAUACGGAGUAUCCAGAUUAUAGGCGUGCAGAGAGCAGAAACUAUAGAGCACAUAACAUUUCCCAACUAAUUUCUCCACUAUAAUAUUUCAAGAGUGAAACGUAAUUCACAAAAAUAAUACAAAUCUAAAUCAAGCCUUAAACAAAGUGUCUCUGUAACAGGAGAAUAUCAAGCAAAUUAUUUAAAAGAUUUACUCAACCAGAAAAUGUGCCUAGCUCUCUGAGCGAGGGAGAAAGCUUAGAGAGGGAAAGAGCAAGAGCACCCACAACCCAAAUUCACCACGAUAAAAUACAACAAAGAAGGAAAAAAAUAAGAAAAUACUUUCACUCUCGCCACAACGUGGCGGCAUCGAGAGGCAGGAAGCGCAUAGAGUGACAGACAGACAGACAGACGGACGGCGCUGGAAAACUCAAAGGGAAAACUUUUUGCAUGCCACAAGCAGCAGGAGCGUCACAAUCAGCAUCAGCUGACUGCUGCAGGAAGCCUGGCAGCGGGACAACUGUGUGUUGCGGACAGGACGAGCGUCCGGUCCUGUCACCAUCAAUUCAAUAGAGGCCUCCAGCAAACACUGGCCACUCACACACCGCGCCCAAGCAACGGCUGUUUUAAUGUAUCCUUAGAAUUCCAAACAGGUCCAGCAGUGUAAUGCGCCUUGGGGGCAGUGGCAUUCCAUACGACGGCGACCCCCUGACAAUGAGCGCAGCUGGCAACGACUAUGCCGAACUCUGUGAUCUUGGACCCUCGCGAUGGAGUGCCCGACCCUACGGAUACAAUGCGACCGCAGCGGCAGCCGCCGGCUUUGGCCUUGGGCCCUCGAUGGGCGGGACGCAGUCGUCGUCGAGCGUGCCGACGGGCGGAUCGGCGGGACUCAGCGGUCACCAUCUGCGCGGUAGUGUGGCGCCGGGGCCGAGCAGUUUCGAGGCGGAGGACAUUGGCCUGGCCUUCGGCAUGAUCAGUCCGCCGCCGGGCAGUGGUCCCUAUGGCGGAUCAUCGGCGGCAGCGGCGGCGGCCAGCGGAUCGCGCGUGGGCAAUAGUACGAGCUCGCUGCGCGGCGCAGGCGGUCGCUCCGGGUUGUACUACUCCCCGCCGGGCACCUCCUACACGAUCAUCGAGCGCCCCCACUCGCCGCACUACUACUUCAACUCGGCGGGCGUGCCCACCAAGGGCGGCUCGCUGCCGGGGCGUGGCAGCGCCUAUCUCAGCUCCUCACCCGCCAGCCACAUGGCCGCCGGAACGGCGGGCACCCUGCCCACCUCGACGGCCGCCAGCGGACGAUCGAUGGGCCAGCACGCCAGCAGCAACGGCAACAAGAAGCGGCCCAUCUCGCCGGAGCAGGUGCUGCGCAUGUUCGGCGCCACCCAGUCGUCAUCAGUUCCUACGAGUAGCUACCACUACAGCAACGGCGGCACGCGGGAUCGGGAUCGCACGGGCAGGCGCAGCCCCGCCAGCAGUCCACCCUCCACCACCCACCAGAUUUAUCGGGAUCGGGAGCGGGAAAGGGAUCGCAGUGUCCCGAAUAUCCACGAACUUACCACGCGAACCGUUUCCAUGUCGCGCGACCAGCAAAUCGAUCAUGGUUUCGGCAUCUGCGUCAAGGGAGGCAAAGACUCAGGCUUAGGCGUCUACAUUUCACGCAUCGAGGAAAAUUCGGUGGCCGAACGCGCCGGUUUGCGACCCGGUGAUACAAUCCUAGAGGUGAAUGGCACCCCCUUCACCUCAAUCAAUCACGAGGAGGCGCUGAAGAGAUGUGUGCAGAUAUUGAAAUCGUCACGUCAAAUCAGUAUGACGGUGCGAGCGCCGCCCACUCUGAACUCGACCGCCCCUCUCCACGGCUUCGGUCCGCCCUCCCGCGACCCCAUGUACGCGUCGAUGGCACCCCCCCUCCACCCGCAGAACCAGGCGGCAGCGGCAGCAGCGGCGGCGGCCGCCUCGGGGGCGGGUCUGCCCUUCCGCCAGACCUGCUCCUGGAUGGACCGCCACGGACGCCCCGCCUCCCCGCCCAUGGAGUACGGGGGCAGGCGCAGCGAGCGACGGGAUCGGAUACGUCGCGUGGAGCUGCUGAUCGAACCCGGCCAAUCUCUGGGCCUGAUGAUCCGCGGCGGGGUGGAGUACGGCCUGGGGAUCUUCGUCACCGGCGUGGACAAGGACAGUGUGGCCGAUCGGUCCGGACUGAUGAUCGGCGACGAGAUCCUCGAGGUCAACGGGCAAUCCUUUCUCGAUGUGACGCACGACGAGGCGGUGGGUCAGUUGAAGUACCACAAGCGCAUGUCGCUGGUGAUACGUGACGUGGGCAAGGUGCCGCACUCCUGCACCUCCAUCGAGAUGGAGCCCUGGGAUGCCUACAGUCCAACGGGCACACGAGCACGCCGAAAAGGUCAAAUUGCGACCAUGGUGGAGGAGAAGGCGCGCUCUCUGCUGCCCCGUCAUCACUUUGCAAGCCUUUCCUACUAUAUUGCCGAAUAUAGUGCGAAAGCAAUGACCAUAGAUGCCUUUGUUGCCGUCUUAUUAGAGAUGUUAGAUACGUACGAGAAGCACUCGCUAGUGACGGAGAUACGGGAACUGGUAUUCCCCGAGGAUCGCACGCGAUACGACGAGCUGGUCUAUCGCAGAGAACGCGAUCCUUACAGCGUGGAUAGGCAUAGGCGUAAGGGAGACCCCGCCCGUGAUUUGCCGGUAACAGCCGAUGAUUUGGAAAUUAUAGCCGCCACCGGACGGAGUCCUUCGUCGGACUCGGGAUUGGGCAUGACCGUAACGGAUAUACACAAACGACCCGCACUUCAGUUGCCCCAUCGACCCAUGUCGGCGGGACCCAUACUGCAUCGCUCACAGCCAGCAUCACAUUAUCAGACAGCCAGCAACCAGUCCUCAUCAUCAUUAUCGCCUCCACAACAACAGCAGCAACACCAGCAGCAACAUCAGCAACAGCAGCAACAUUAUCCACCCCAUCAUGCCUCAUUGCGUCAUCUGGGCGGAAUCGGCGGCAACGUGGGAUCUGGGCGACAUCAUCACCAUCAUCCGUUGGGACCAAGUCAAUUGAAAUUCAAGCAGGCCAAAGACAAUCAGCAACAGGAAUACGGCUGUGAUGAGCACAGAACUCGCCGGGGCAGCGAAACCCUUUUACCGGAAUACGAACCAGAUGCGGAACAGGAGUUGGCCACAAAACUCUCACGAAGUUUCGAUAUGAAGGAAGAAGGCGGCACAUUGCUGGGCGAUAAAGGUGUACGAAGGCAUCAGUCCAUGCAGCGUCUGUCAGCGGAGCAGAAUGGUGGUUCAACGACUGAACAAACACAUGAACACAAUCCAAACGUCGUACCUGAUCAUAGAGGCAACUUACACAUUACAGUUAAGAAAACCAAACCAAUUUUAGGUAUUGCUAUUGAAGGUGGUGCUAAUACAAAACACCCGCUCCCUAGGAUAAUCAAUAUCCAUGAAAAUGGUGCAGCAUUUGAAGCGGGCGGCCUAGAAGUCGGGCAACUUAUUCUGGAGGUAGAUGGAACCAAAGUGGAAGGUCUACAUCAUCAGGAGGUUGCUCGACUGAUAGCCGAAUGCUUUGCUAAUCGUGAAAAGGCUGAAAUAACCUUCUUAGUUGUCGAAGCAAAAAAAUCAAAUUUGGAACCGAAGCCGACGGCGCUGAUAUUUUUAGAAGCCUAACAUUUGCUUGCCCUGCCGGCCAGUGACCCAUUGGAACGACAAAAACUAGAGUUCCUCUAUGAAUGGGGCAUCGAUUUAACGGAGACGCCAAAACCAAUGCCAACACCAAUACCGCUAACGAAAGCCAAGAAUCCGCCGCCACUGCCCCAUGAGAUGCACAACAACAUCAAUAGCCAUUAUGGUAGCAGUGCGGCGAUCAGCAAUCAUCAACCUCAUCCUCAUUCGCAUCCACAUCCUCACCAGCAGCAGCAACAGCAGCAGCAGCAGCAACCGCAGCAGCAACAGCAGCAGCAACAUCAAAAUACUAAAACGCCCAACACAAACAACAGCAACACACAAGCAACACCAACGGGAGCAGCAACAGCUGCAAACAAACAACAACAAGCAAACACCAACACACCCACAAAGGCGUCGCGUGAGGCGACUCCCACAAGGGAGCCACAUCAGCAACAUGCCACGCCCACACGCGAUCACCAGCAACAAACGCCUACCCGCCAGCAGCAACUGCAACGCGAGCAACGUGAACAACGUGAACAACGUGAACAACGCGAUCAACGCGAUCAACGUGAACAACGUGAGCAACUUGAGCAACGCGAACAACGUGAGCGACGUGAGCAACGCGAACAUCAGUUACAGCAACGCGAACAGCAGCAACAUCAUCGCGAACGGCAGCAACUGUUGCGUGAGCAACGUGAGCAACGCGAGCGGGAGUACCAACACGAACACGAACACCACCACGAACAACACGCACACCAACACCAUCACCAUCGUGAACACCACGAGCAAGAACUCCACCACCACCAUCAUCAUCAUCCAUCUGGAUCACAAUCACAGCAGCAACACCAACGCUACAGCAGCAGCAACAGCUACAAAUCUCAUAAUAAUUCCGUUUACCAGUAAGGAGAAACCGAAAAACAAGAGUCAAAAAUACAAUUCUCGCAAUUGGAGCAACAAUUUUUUGGAAACAUUCUUUUCAAACUGCAACAGCAAUUCAAUCAGUAAACAGUUUA
Drosophila rhopaloa is the source of this 5484-nucleotide messenger RNA. RefSeq lists its product as uncharacterized. The record is from RefSeq and is a predicted model, not a curated record. Gene Ontology annotation, molecular function: protein binding. NCBI's taxonomy places the organism in Eukaryota, Metazoa, Arthropoda, Insecta, Diptera, Drosophilidae. Gene Ontology annotation, cellular component: stereocilia ankle link complex; plasma membrane; cilium. The transcript has 17 exons.